UAAUAUCUCAAUGAAUGGACAUAUAUUUUGUGGUUUUUAACUGAUCUAUCAAUUGAUGGAUCUGUUUGUGCAACAGUUGUUGUUGUUGUUGUUGUGGUAGUGAUUGUUGUGAUAAUGAAUGGUAAGACAUCAUCAUCAGCGGUGGUAUAUUAGUCAAGACUUGGUCUCAUUAUAACUCUCUCUCAAUCUCUGAAAAAAUGAAGACACAAUACUCAGCACUCGAUGAGACACUACUCGACUCUCGAGUGCCGUUAAGAUCUGAAGAAGAGUUCCGAUUGGGUAUUGUCUUCAAUGCAAAGCUAAUCGGAUGCGGAUGUGUUCCGCGACCCAAUUCGCGGGUCGAGAUUGUGGCCGCCAUGCGUCGGAUACGUAGCGAAUGUCGCAAUCGUAAGGACAAGAAACGCAAAGUAUUGAUAACGGUGUCCUACGAGGGCGUACGGGUAACGCUGACCGGCGCCCGACAUACCUGUUCAUCGGCACUGUUGUCCUUAGCCCAGCAUCCGAUUCAUCGGAUAUUUUACGUAUCGCACGACUCACUGGAUUUGCAUAUCUUCUCGUAUAUUGCACGCGACGGCAAUGCAUUCAAAUGUUUUGUCUUCAAAUCGGCUAAACAAUCGCUAGCCGUCAACGUUGUCCGUACUAUUGGCCAGGCGUUUGAAUUGUGCCACAAAAUGUCAUUGGCUUCGGACACAUCCCUUCAGACAACACCCACAGCAACAGCGACAGCAAUGAUGCAACAAAACACUUCUUCAAGCACUGACACUCAAAACAAUACCAGUAAUAAUAGUACGACCACUACAACAGUUACCGCAAGCACCCAAUUAUCUCAAUCGCCUCCUAAUAUCAAUAAUACUACUAAUAAUAAUAAUACUCAUUUGGAUAGUAUAGAGUCACUAUUAAAAGAUAUGCAUCUAAUGUUAAGCCAACUGAGCCAAAGAGUUACAUCAUUAGAGGAUCAGAUGACAACAUUGUUGUCCAAUACAUCCAUUAAUAAUAAUAAUAAUAAUAAUAAUAAUACUCAUACGUAUAAAACGGUUAACUCUCCCGAUUCACUAUUGUCUUCGCCGUCAAACACCAAUCACUCCAUUAUUGCCGAUCUUUUACAUACUUUGAACUAA
Messenger RNA from Oppia nitens, 1118 nucleotides. RefSeq names its product carboxyl-terminal PDZ ligand of neuronal nitric oxide synthase protein-like. Bases 198 to 1118 code for a protein of 306 amino acids. Gene Ontology annotation, molecular function: nitric-oxide synthase binding. NCBI's taxonomy places the organism in Eukaryota, Metazoa, Arthropoda, Arachnida, Sarcoptiformes, Oppiidae. The record is from RefSeq and is a predicted model, not a curated record. The transcript is spliced from 2 exons.